This is a messenger RNA of Fusarium sp. VM40, 1668 nucleotides long. The record is from the annotation of a GenBank genome assembly. Lineage: Eukaryota; Fungi; Ascomycota; Sordariomycetes; Hypocreales; Nectriaceae.
AUGAAGAAGGCCAGGUCCACCGAGCGCGCGGCUCGAAUCAACGAGCUUGAUUUGAAGCACCAAGGCAGUGUUCAUCAGAUGGACCUGACAGGCCGGGAUGAAGAGGCACGUCUACUCAAACUACGAUUGUUGACGUUGCGCGAUGAGAGUUCCUCACUGAAGGAUCGCCUGGUUCAACGAGAUGCUCUUGUGAAGCAGCUCACUAAACAGGGGAAAGACGCACAUGCCGAGCUCGCCGAAACCAAGGAGAAGCUCAAAGCCCAGGAUAUGCAGCUUAGAAAGCAAGGAAAUGAAUUGGAAGAUCUCAAGACCGAGAUCAAUUCUUUGAAUGAGUUUAGGCAAGACUCAAACAAGGUCUUACAGGAGAAGCUUGCACUCAGUCACAAGCUUGACCAGAUCCAGCCCGAACUUAACCACCUCAAGACGCAACUAGAAACCCAUCGCGCGGUGGUCGCUCAGAAACAAGAUCUCGAACGCCAGCUUAGUUCGGUUGAGGUCGAGCUCGAAAACGAGAAGAGAUCAAAGCAACGUAUGCAAUCAAAGAACAACGACAGCGAUCAAAUAAGAGAACAGUUCGACGAAACCAAGAAAGAAUUGGAGAGCAUCAAGAAAGAAUACAGCAGAGAACUACGAGAAGCCCGCGGCGAAUGCGAAAGACUGGAAGCCCGCGUUGAGGAUACAAGGAGCAAACUCAAGAAGACACAGACAGACCUAAAGGACACACGAGCUGAGCUUGAGUCAUGCCGCGCCGAGCUACAAGAAGCUCGCAAGGUUGUACUAGAGAGCAAGCCAAGCAAGAAGAGUGUUUCCAUGAAGGAGCAGCCCUUUGGAAAGAGACGAGUUCAAGACAUGAGUUUGGAAGACAUCAGUAUCGGAACUCCUGGGCCAGACGAAGCGACACUCAGGCGGCCGUUUAAGAAACGAGGAAUUGAGCGUGCAUUGGCCGGAGAAAAGUCGACAUUUUCAAUUACGCCGUUCUUGAACCGCACGAAGAACCUAUCGGACAACAUGUCUGAUGAGUUGAGCGAGAUUCACUCGCCUACAGCAAAGGCCGUUGACGUACCAGAGCCCAUAGUGCCUCAAGUUGGAGAUGGUACUGAAUUUGGUGAUUCUGUAUCAAUGGAACCCAUCGAAGAAGCGGCAGAGUCGGGUGGGGAGGCUGAAGAUGAUGCCACCACAGAAGAGCAAGAGCAACCAAAGGCUCAGAAGGCCCGAGGCAGACCAAGGAAAGCUCUUGACGAUGCACCCACCACUAAGAAGAACAUGCCUGUCCAGGCAAAGAAAAAGGCAAAGGCAACAAAGGCCUCCAGUAAGCUGGAUGUCCUGACUGAAGAAGUCGAUGUUGGUGAACCAGAGGCGGAGCCAACAGAGAAGCCCAAGAAGAGGUCAGGACUAUCGAAGUCGAACCCUGCUGCAGCAGCUUUACGGCUCGGAGCUGAGGACGCAGACGCACGCAAGAAGAAGCGCAAGGUGCUUGGUGGUGGUACCAAGAGUCUAUUCGACGAUGACGAUGGUGAUGAAUCGGUCCCUAAACCUGCAAAGAUACAGAUGGGGGCUGGUCGUAAACUCAAGGCGCCUCUAGGCGGUGUUCGCAGUGCAUUUGGCGGAGCGACAUUCUCGCCGUUGAAAAAGGACAGACGAGGAGUCGGUGCUAGUUUCCUCCAUUGA